Messenger RNA from Triticum dicoccoides, 2329 nucleotides. RefSeq lists its product as uncharacterized. NCBI's taxonomy places the organism in Eukaryota, Viridiplantae, Streptophyta, Magnoliopsida, Poales, Poaceae. The coding region runs from base 253 to 2289 and encodes 678 amino acids. The record is from RefSeq and is a predicted model, not a curated record. The transcript is spliced from 8 exons.
CUCUCUGGUUGCUCUCUCUCUCUCUCUCUCUCUCUCUGCUCUUAGACCAGCGAUGAAAAGAUAGCGGUGCAUACCAGCUUCUGACUGCAAUUUCUAACUAUUUGGGAUCAGAUUCAGAAGAUGUUACAGUUGAAGAAAAGAUAGAUCAAGUAAUCGAUUAGCAUUUUGGAGAGGGGACUUGGAUAAUUCUGGGAGUGGAUUUUACAUCCAAAGUAAUAGAAGAGCUGGACGUCAAUGUUCUAGGAAGAAACAAUGAAAAGAAAAGGUGGACCACAUAGCAAGGAAUGUGAGAAACCUGCCAAGAUGGUUAAGAACAAUCAAAUAUGCAAUCCAACAAGACAGUCAACAAAAAUGGCAAGAUUAGAAAGGAGAAUCAAACUUCAAGCAAAGAAAAUGAGACAGCUUUCGAUCAUAAAUGGAGAAGUGCCAGACCGCGCAACUAUACUAGAAGAACAACUUUUAAUCCAUGUGAAGGACAAAGCUAAAGAGGCAAGGCUGUAUCGGAAAAGAAAAAUGCAAAGCAAGAGGGUUGCAGAAACAACGACAGAAAAUGAAGCAAUGAUUGGCCAGGCUGGUAAGACUACAAGGACUAAAAGUAACAAAAGGUGUACUACAUCAAAGUCAAGGAGAAAGAAAAAAACACCAGAUAUGACAUUGGAAAGGACUGAUAUGGAAAUUUGGAACUUCGGAGAACCAAGCUGCAAGUGUGAACGAUGUGGUGCAAUUUUCUGGUACGAAGAAACAACUUCAGGUAGAGCGAGAAGGAUGCCAUCUUUCAGACUAUGUUGCCAACAGGGCAAGGUCGAUUUGCCACCAUUCAGAGAGCCGCCGGCUUACCUUACGAAAUUGCUAAGGAAAGACAACGGAAAGAGGUCAAAAAACUACAUGCAAAAUAUCAGAUUGUACAACUCCAUGUUCGCUUUCACAACAAUGGGAGGAAAGGUAGACACAGAAAUAAAUAAUGGCGGUGGUCCUUAUGUUUUUAGAAUGAAUGGGCAAAACUACCACAGAAUAGGUACUCUACUACCUGAAGGUGAAGAUAAACCACGCUGGGCACAGUUGUAUAUCUAUGACACCGAAAAUGAGGUAAAAAACAGGAUUAAUGCGUCAACAUCAGAAGAUAAAAGGGAGUCGAUAGAUCCUCACAUCGUCGAGGGCCUUAAAAAUAUGCUGGAUAGAAAUAAUAUACUUGCAAAAACAUUCAGAAUGGCAAGGGACAGAUUCGAAGAAGGUGACUAUCACAACGUGAGAUUAAAACUAAUCAAUAAGCGACGCACAGAUGUAAGACGGAAUGACAUGCCAUCUGCAACUGAAGUUGUAGCAUUGAUUGUGAAUGAUACGGCAGAAAAUAGAAAAGGACGGGAUAUCAUUGUUCAGUACAGAGACACAAGGCCGAGAAGAAUAUCAGAGAAGCAUCCAAAAUUCAUGGCUAUGCAGUAUCCACUAUUGUUCCCCUAUGGAGAAGAUGGGUACAGAGAAAAUAUACCCUACAUAUUAAAAGAAGGUGCAAAAUGCAAGAGAAAGCAUGUAACAAUGCUGGAAUACUAUGCGUAUCGUAUACAACAACGUACUAACCAAUCAAUGCACUUGCUGAUGUGUGAAAAGCUUACAUUGCAGUUCAUUGUGGAUGCCCUUGCAUGCAUUUUGCAGUAUAGGCUAGACUGGAUCAAAACACAUCAAGGAAACCUAAGAACGGAAUUAUAUGCUGGCUUGCAGGACACAAUAGAUAGAGGAGAUACAAGGGCUGACCAAGUAGGAAAGAGGAUACUACUGCCAUCCACCUUCACAGAUAGCCCUAGAUACAAGGCACAAAACUUCCAAGAUGCUAUGGCAAUAUGUCGGUGGGCUGGAUACCCAGACCUAUUUGUGACAUUCACGUGCAACACAGCUUGGCCGGAGAUUCAAGCUAUGCUACAGGAAGUAGGCCAAACAGCAUAUGAAAGACCUGAUAUUGUUGAUCGAGUGUUCCACAUAAAGCUCAAGGAGUUCAUGAGAGACAUAAGAGAAAGGGGAUACUUUGGAAAAACACUUGCAAUUAUAUACACAAUAGAGUUCCAAAAAAGGGGCCUCCCACAUGCCCACAUAGUCAUAUUCCUCGACAAAAAGGAAAAGAAACACAAGUAUCCUGAACCACCAGAGGUUGACAGGGUAACUUGUGCAGAGAUCCCAGACAAGGACAUUGAUCCAGAAGGAUAUGCAGCUGUUGAAAACUACAUGAUACAUGGGCCAUGUGGUGCAGCCAACACAAAGUCACCAUGCAUGGUCGAUAACAGAUGUAUGAGAUGUUAGACCUUUGAACCUGAGCAUUGAUAGUUGUAGAUGACACUAG